CAGCAAGCUAGAACUCGGGACCACCGUGUAGCGUCCAAGAAGGGUUGAGCAACAUUCAAAGAAAUUGUCCCGGCCACUUGACUAACAAAAACCAAGAAUUCUGAACAUAUCUGAAUGUAUUUUUUUUAAAUAAUUAAUUAAUCUUGGUUUUCUCCCAAUGUUGGUUCUUCUUGCUUUAGUUCUUACAUCAGUAAUGGUUCAUGCCCAGAAUGAUCAAUCAGACAUCAUAAGCAUUGACUGUGGGAUAACAAAAGGCUCAACAUACACCGAUUAUUCAACUGGCAUAAGCUACGUAUCAGAUGCUGAAUUCAUAGAUAGUGGCGAAAUACAUAACAUAUCGGUUGCUUCUGAUAAACAGCUUAGCACCCUUACAAGUUUUCCCAACAACACGAGAAACUGUUACACCCUACGACCAAAAAAUGGAAAGGGUACCAGGUUUCUGAUAAGAGCAAGUUUCAUGUAUGGGAACUAUGACUUCAAGAACCGACUUCCAGUAUUCGAUGUCUAUCUUGGACCUGAUUACUGGGACACCAUGAGAUUUAAUUCGUCAUCUCAACCAAGAACCAUGGAGAUUAUACAUGUAUUGUUAUCAGAUUUCAUGCAUGUUUGUCUUGUAAAUACAAAUCGAGGAACGCCUUUCAUAUCAUCCAUCGAAGUAAGGCCUCUGGCAAAUGAUAUGUACAACGAAACUGAUGCUGGAUCUUUAUACGCUGCUACACGUGAAAAUUUUGGAUCGAAAUCUACAACAGUCAGGUAUGAAGCUGACAAGUAUGAUCGACUAUGGGGUCCAAGUGAACCUACGACACCUGAUUAUAUUUCCUUAAACACUUCAUAUAAUGUUUCUGCUGGUUCAUCCCCAAACUUACAACUACCAUUUGAUAUCAUGGGUAGUGCUGUCACGCCAAAAAACCUGAAUCUUUCAUUUGACAUCGAGUGGGAUCCUAUUAAUACAAGCGACACGUUUUUCAUUUACAUGCACUUUGCUGAGAUUGAGCAACUAAAAAGAAACCAGACUCGUGAAUUCAACAUUUAUCUAAAUGGGAAGCUAUGGUAUGAACAUCUGAAUCCACUAAAUCACACAACAACCACUAUCCCUAGCAGUGAACCCGAGGCAAUAGCAUCAAGGUAUACACUCACGAUAAAUAAAACUAGAAAUUCAACCCUUCCUCCAAUCAUCAAUGCUCUCGAGCUUUAUGUGUUAAAGAAACUCCCACAAAAGCAAACAGAAGAUCAAGAUGCUUCUGCAAUAUGGAGUAUCAAGUCUGUAUAUGGUGUAAAAAGACACUGGCAAGGAGAUCCAUGUGCUCCACGGGAAACUCUUUGGAUUGGUCUCGUCUGCAGCUACAAUGAUGCUGAUUUGCCUCGGAUCAUAUCCUUAAACUUGUCUACCAGUGGAUUGAGUGGAGAAAUACAUCCUGGAUUAGCUAGUCUCACAAUGAUAGAAACCUUGGAUUUGUCCAACAAUAACUUAACAGGACCUGUGCCUGAUUUUCUCUCUAAAUUGAAUUCCCUGAAAGUCCUCAAUUUAAAAGGAAACAAUUUCAGCGGACGCAUUCCAAAAGAGCUUUUAGCAAAGUCAAAGAAAGGAUCAUUGCAGUUGAGUUUCGAUGAUAAAGAUUCUUGUGACACGAAGCAUUGCGUAAACAAGGUCAAAAAAAUCCUUGUUCCAGUAAUAGCAACGGUUGCUUCCAUCUUUGUGAUUAUGACAGCUCUCACCACCAUAUGGAUGAUAAAGAAACAAAAAGCACAUGAAAAAAGGAAAACAAGCAAGGGGUUGGAAAUAAAAAAACAAAAGUACACAUACUCAGAGAUAAAGAGCAUCACUGACAACUUCAAAGUUGUUAUUGGGAAAGGAGGAUUUGGUGAAGUUUACCAUGGACAUAUAGGUGAUGUUCAAGUUGCUGUUAAGAUGCUUUCUGCAUCAUCUCAACAAGGAGACAAAGAAUUUCAGGCUGAGGCUUAUCUUCUCUUGAGUGUUCAUCAUAGAAAUUUAACUUCACUCGUUGGGUACUGCAUUGAAGGCAAGCACAAGGGAAUCAUCUACGAGUACAUGGCUAAUGGGAACUUACAAACACAUCUUUUUGAUACGAGUUCAAAGGUCUUGAAUUGGGAAGAAAGACUACAAAUAGCGUGUGAUGCAGCAAAGGGUCUAGAGUACUUACACCACGGAUGCAAGCCACCUAUAGUCCAUAGAGAUGUGAAGUGUAACAAUAUCUUACUGAAUGAAAAGUUUCAAGCAAAACUAGCAGACUUUGGGUUGUGCAGAGCUUUUCCAACAGAAGCUGCUACACACAUUUCAACAGAAGUUGCUGGCACUCCUGGGUACCUUGACCCUGAGUAUUACUUGUCAUACAGAUUGACUGAGAAAAGUGAUCUUUAUAGCUUUGGGGUUGUGCUUCUAGUGAUAAUUACAGAUGGGGAUGUGAAAAGUGUGGUUGAUCCGAGGAUGCUGGAGGAUUUUGAUGAAGAUUCAGCAUUGAAGGCAGUAGAACUGGCAAUGGCAUGUGUCGCAGACACACCCAACAGAAGACCCACCAUGAACGAUGUGGUGAUGGGGUUAAAUGAAUGUUUGGUGGCAGAAAGAGCUCGCCGGGAAACCAAAGUAGUAGAUAGUUCAACUGAAAUCGUAUCUGUUGAUCUCGAGGAUGCAAGGUGA
This is a messenger RNA of Lactuca saligna, 2656 nucleotides long. Lineage: Eukaryota; Viridiplantae; Streptophyta; Magnoliopsida; Asterales; Asteraceae. The record is from the annotation of a GenBank genome assembly.